This is a messenger RNA of Solea solea (common sole), 1578 nucleotides long. RefSeq names its product abhydrolase domain containing 3, phospholipase (gene abhd3). Gene Ontology annotation, molecular function: A2-type glycerophospholipase activity; acetylesterase activity; monoacylglycerol lipase activity. The transcript has 9 exons. Gene Ontology annotation, biological process: medium-chain fatty acid catabolic process; phosphatidylcholine metabolic process; medium-chain fatty acid biosynthetic process. The record is from RefSeq and is a predicted model, not a curated record. NCBI's taxonomy places the organism in Eukaryota, Metazoa, Chordata, Actinopteri, Pleuronectiformes, Soleidae. The coding region runs from base 129 to 1367 and encodes 412 amino acids.
GAGGUCCUUGACUGUCUCCUUCACUGAAGGCUCGCAGACUGACACACAGCUGAGCUGAACAUCCACAGAGCUGGCCGCUGUCCUUGCUGCACACCGGAGGCGAAACAACAACAACCGGGAGCUUUGCGAUGAUCUCGCUGGACUUCAAUUUCAACAUUUUGACCCGGGACCUGUCGCAUUAUCUGGAGAAUCAGGUGAAAGUUGGACUCUUCGGCUCGGGAGUGGGGCUGUCCCUGGUGCUGGGCUUUAGCGCAGCCUACACCUGCUACUACUUGAUCUCAGUAGCGAAGAAACCACAGCUUAUCUCGGGGGGUAAGAACUUCUGCCAGUUCCUGAGGGACCAUUGUCCGGUGGUGUCAGAGACCUACUACCCCACCUUUUGGUGCUGGGAAAGCCGCAUCCAGACUCUGCUGAGACCCUUUCUCACAGCGAAACCUCGGGUUGUUUACAGAAAUGAGCUUAUUAAGGCAGCAGAUGGAGGACAGAUCUCUUUGGACUGGUUCGACAAUGACGACAGCCUCUCUCAUCCCAACCCUGCGACCAGGCCCACAGUCCUCCUUCUCCCCGGUCUGACCGGUACCAGCCGAGAGUCCUACAUCCUGCACAUGGUCCAACAGAGCCGGGAUCUGGGCUAUAGAUGUGUGGUGUUCAACAACAGAGGCGUUUCCGGUGAAACAUUGCUGACCCCGAGGACCUACUGUGCAGCCAAUACAGAGGACCUGGAGACUGUUAUUGAGCACGUCCAGAGGACCAAUGAAGCUGCUCCAAUCAUGGCUGCUGGAGUGUCCAUGGGCGGGAUGAUGUUGGCCAAUUAUUUGGGGCGUAAGGGCCGGAAAACCUGCCUGAAAGGUGUCGCAGUCUUCUCAGCGGGCUGGGAUGUGUUUGAGUGCACCGCCUCGCUGGAAAAACCCUUGGAUCGAUUCCUAUUCAACUCCUACCUCACUAGCUGUCUGCAAGCCUCCGUGCACAGACACAGACCGGUGCUUGAAAAAUGCUACGACAUUGAUCAUAUCAUGAAGGCAAAGACCAUCCGCGAGUUUGACGAGAGGUUCACCUCCAUAAUGUUCGGUUAUCCCACCAACGAUGACUACUACCGCGACGCCAGCCCUAUCCAUGGGCUGAAAUCUGUGCAAGUGCCAAUGCUGUGUCUGAACGCUGCUGAUGAUGUCUUCUCUCCGUCUCACGCCAUUCCGGUGGAGGCAGUGAAGCAGAAUCCCAACCUCGCCCUACUUCUUACCUGUCAUGGCGGCCACAUUGGCUUCCUCGAGGGCCUCUGGCCUCGACGGAGCACUUACAUGGACCGAGUCUUCAAGCAGUUUGCUAAGGCAGUCAUCGAACACGGCAACCGGCUCAACGACCUCUCCUGAUUGAGGAGAACUUUUCCUUUUGCUCUACUUCCACAUACCGUUUUCCUUAAUGCCUUUUUCUUUUAUUUCAUUGUUUUGUUUUUAAAUCUUUGUCUCUUCUUUCCAUCCUUUUCCUCUUCCAUCCUCGCCUCCAUCCCCACGUACUGCAUUCCAUCCUUUGUUCUCUCGUCCCUAACUAAACCAAUUCUGCCUUUUUCCUUCCCUCCAUUGA